AUCAUUUGGGUCCUGGCGUUCAGGUGAGGUUCCGUUAGCAGGGCGUGGUUCUGUCUGGAGGUUCUGGUCGGUUCGGUAGCAGCGCCAGUAAAAACUAACUACGUCCCUCUUUAAAUGAUUGGAGUGGACAGAGUUUUUCCUUAACAUGUGGCUCUGGUGCCGGGUUUGGGUCAGAACUGUAGAACCCGGGUCCUGAUGAGAGGAACAUGGAACUGAAUCAGAUUCAAAGUUUCAGAACUUUCUGAUCCACCUUUGAUCCCCAACAGCAGCAGGACCAAACUGGGUCAGAACCAGCCAGGAGGAUAAACACACUGUCCAUUAAGACCAGAACCAGGUUGACCCAGCAGGAGGUUCUGUAGAAACAUCACUAGCAGUGACGGCCUCGGAGGUCCUCAGAGACCAGACGGCGGUGCGCCUGGCCUACCGGAGGGAGCAGCGGACCGACUGGGUCAUGAACAACUGGGGCAACAGGAACGGCCGAGUCGGGGAGUUGGUCGACCUUCUGGAGUCUCUGCAGCUUUUCAGGCCGCGGGACAUCAUCCUGAGCUGGAUGUGGAACCUGAGUCGUCCUCUUGCUCUUCCUCCUGCUCUUCCUCCUCCUCCGUACGAACCGUCAGCAGCUCAGUCCACAGCUGAGUGUCCAGAAAGGAAACCGCUGCCUGGCCCGGCCCCGCCCCCUGACAACCUGUUCUCUGAGAACCACCAGCCGCCUCCCAGGCCCCCCGCCGCUACUGAUGAUGUCAUGCCUCCAUCGCCAUGCAGCGCCAUCACCACCAUCAUCUGCUGGACAUAUGAAGAGGUGCAUGCUGGGACGCGAGGCUUCUCCCCCAGCCUUCAGGUCGGGGAGGGUGGCUUCGGCGUUGUUUACCGAGCAACGCUCAGCAACAUGGACUGCGCCGUCAAGAGACUCCGACAGGACGGCCAGAUGGACUGGACUCUCCUCAGGAAAAGCUUCCAGACUGAAGUGGAGAACCUGUCGAAGUUCAGACAUCCCAACAUCGUAGACCUGCUGGGCUUCAGUGAAGGAGAGGGAGGACUGAUGUGUCUGAUCUACAGCUACAUGCAGAACCGCUCCCUGGAGGACCAGCUGCAGAACGCGCUGGGUCUCUCGUGGCCUGACCGGAUCAGCAUCAUUGAAGGCGCGGCAGCAGCUCUUCAGUUCCUGCACCACCCGCCGUUGCGUCAAGAGCCGCUGAUCCAUGGAGACGUCAAGAGUUCCAACAUCCUGCUGGACCAGCAUUUGGUACCAAAGCUUUCAGACUUCGGUCUGGCCCGGUACGUACCGCAGAACGCGGCCGGCUGCUCGACGCAGACGGCUUCUGUCGGCAAAACCACGACAGUCAGAGGAACGCUGGCCUAUCUGCCCGACGAGUACGUGAGGAGAGGAGAGCUGUGCACGGCGGUGGACGUCUACAGCUUUGGAGUGGUGCUGCUUGAGGUUCUGACGGGCCGCCGAGCUCUGGAGCAGGACGGGAGGUCUGGAGACCGAUACCUGGUGAGAGCAUUCACCUGGGGUCAUGUUGACCUGUUGGUAUGUUGACCUGUUGACCUGUUGACAUGUUGACAUGUUGGUAUGU
Messenger RNA from Poecilia latipinna (sailfin molly), 1577 nucleotides. It is a transcript of the gene irak1, whose product is annotated as interleukin-1 receptor-associated kinase 1. The record is from RefSeq and is a predicted model, not a curated record. Gene Ontology annotation, cellular component: plasma membrane. The transcript has 9 exons. The coding region runs from base 452 to 1540 and encodes 362 amino acids. Gene Ontology annotation, molecular function: protein binding; ATP binding; protein kinase activity. Gene Ontology annotation, biological process: signal transduction; protein phosphorylation. NCBI's taxonomy places the organism in Eukaryota, Metazoa, Chordata, Actinopteri, Cyprinodontiformes, Poeciliidae.